UGGAUGAUCCUUUAUUCUAUUAUUGCCGUAGUCGCGGAAAAUGAAGAUAAAAAUUUGGUGCGCGAUUUUUUCGGUAUUCGCUGGCGUCUCUUGUAUACCGGUCGACCUUCUGUACGAGGUGGCGCCAGGAGCUUUAUACUUACCACAAUCCAACGACAUUUCCAGUGAAGAGAUCAAGCUCAAAGUGCCCGUUCUUUUCUACGGCGACCGUUUUGACACAGUCUUCGUAAAUUCCAAUGGUUUCCUGUCUUUCCAAACGGAAAUACCCCACUUUAUUAAUAUAGAAUUCCCGCUGGACUAUGCGAUUAUAGCGCCGUUCUACGCGAACGUGGAUACCAGCAAAUCGGGAACAAUAUCGUAUUACGAAACGGAGAGUGCGAACGUUUUGGAAAGAGCGACGGAGAGCGUACACGAGGCGUUCGUAGAUUCCGCAGAUUUCCAGGCGACCAGCGUGUUCGUCGUCACUUGGAAAGACGUGGGUUAUUAUCGGGAAGGUAGUGAUAAACUCAACACCUACCAAGUAGCGAUCAUUACUAACGGCAUCGAGACUUACGCCGAAUUCCUAUACCCGGAAAAUGGCAUUCAAUGGAUCCAGGGUAUCGGAGACGAUUCCGGCCUUCCCGACGCAAGGGCGCAGGUCGGUUUUCUAUCGGUCAACGGAAAAAUGUUCACUUUACCCGGAAGCGGCACUGAACAGGUCCGGGCUCUCGAAAAGUGGACAAACAUGGGCCUUCCCGGUCAGUUUAUUUACAAAAUUGAUGGACCGGAGAUUCUGGAACCCGAUUUUAACAACGAAGGUAGUCAGUCGUCGUCGCCGCGUUCCUGCGCGGAAGCUCCCGCUGCGUGUCACAGCCAGGCGCGGUGCAUCGACUUCGACGAAGGCUUCUGCUGUGAGUGUAAUCAGCGGUACUACGGCGACGGCAAGUACUGCGUCAAGGCGAACGCUCCGCUCAGAGUGAUGGGCAAAGUCAACGGUGUCAUCAACGGAGAGAGACUCAACAACCUCGACCUCCAGUCUUAUAUAGUCACCAACGAGGGCAGAGCGUAUACCGCCAUUUCUAAAAUACCGGAAAGCGUCGGGUCUGACGUGCAGACUUUACAAAUCCUGGGUGGGGUCAUAGGUUACCUAUUCGCCAAGCCAACAGGUGGCGCUCAAAACGGGUUCCAAAUCACUGGCGGACAUUUUAACCACACCGCGAGCCUCAAAUUUAUUAACACCAAUCAGGAGCUGACCGUAAAGCAGAAGUUUUCCGGGUUAGACGUGUUCGAUCAGCUCCGGGUUGAUGUUGAUGUCCACGGAGAACUUCCAAGCCUGCCUCCGGACUCCAGGGUUGUGGUGGACGAGUACAGGGAACAGUAUACUCGUACUGGUCCCGGUUUGAUACAAACCGCUUCGGACAGGGUGUUCCAAUUCAGCGGGCCAGGCGGAGAAACGAACGUCAACACGUUCAGGGUCGAGCAGACUUUCAAGUUCGAUCAUUGUCCCUACAAGAACGUCUCUGUCGGAGAAACUUGGAACUUAAACGUCGACAGAAACUUUAUCAGUUACGAAAGCCGGGAGCAGAUCAUACGAUUUGGCUUGAGCAAUGACGUCAUCCCUGCGGGAGGAUUCGACCCGUGUGAGGAGGGCAAACAUAAAUGCGGUGAAAACAGCAACUGCGUGGUGGAAUCUGACAGGUACAGGUGCGUAUGCAACCCGGGAUACCAGCAUAUCCUAUCCGGCGAUGCUAACUUGUGCGUCGACAUCAACGAGUGCCAGAACGGCGUGCACGAGUGUGACUUGAACGCUCAGUGCGUCAACACGAUAGGCAGCUACUCGUGCGUGUGCAACCCGGGAUACGAGGGCAGCGGCUUCGAGUGCCAACACGUUAAAACGUGCGCAGAUGUCGCCUGCGCGGACAACGCCGAAUGCGUACAGUACGCGGACUUCGCAGGUUGCAGGUGCAUCGCGGGGUUCAAGGGCGACGGCAACGUGUGCAGGCCGGUCACCAACCAGGGCUGUCACGUCAACAACAACUGCUCGCCUUACGGUAUAUGCUCUAUCGACCGCACUACUCAGAGGUACUCGUGCUCCUGCCAGCCAGGCUACGAAGGUGACGGCUACUUCUGCCGGCUCCAACCUCAAUAUGAGAGUACCGUUGUUCCCGACACUACCAUGGCGACGUCGAUCCCCCAAAUCGGCGACGCCGACAAGGUCACCCAACAAUGUUUCCUGGGGGUGUGCUGGUGUCCGGAACGUUACGCGAAAGAAGCUGGAACGGACAAGUGCGUACCGGAUGUGGGAGGAACUGUGACAACGACGCCAGGAUGCGACGCGUCGAACAAUUGCCACGCGGACGCCCAAUGCGUCUACGUGCAGAAUUUAGAGACUUACGCGUGCGCGUGCAACGAAGGCUUCGAGGGAGACGGCUACACGUGCGUGCCCGAGGUGGUAUCGUGUACAAAAACCGACAAUUGUGACAGCCGCGCCACCUGCGCUUAUGACGAAACGCUCGGCAGGUCCAAGUGCGUUUGCAACCCGGGAUACACCGGCGACGGAUACGUGUGCAACGCGAUAGCUAGCUGUGCGUCAAACGACGACUGCGCGCCCACGGAGACUUGCGCCUUUACCGGCAGUCACGAGGAGUGCGUGUGCCGAGAGGGGCACGUGCGCGAUUCGCAGCACGUGUGUGUACCGCUGAUGACGUCGUCGUGCGGAGGCGGUUACUGCGUCGAAAACGCCGAGUGCCUCUUUGACGACGAGUAUCAGACGUUUUAUUGCACUUGCAAGACGGGAUACGUUGGCGAUGGCAUAACGGAAUGCAAACUGAAACCGGUCGGUUGUGACGUGCUGAACAACUGUGGCCUGCACGCCGUCUGCCAAUACGACGAACAGGCAUUCACUUACGUGUGCCGCUGCAACCCCGGCUUCUUCGGUAACGGUACCAACUGUUUCGUCGAGAAGAAUUGCCUUGUGGACCCCGCGAUGUGCGAUCCGCGGGCCUCAUGCGUCACCAACGCCGAUCGCAGAUAUUUUUGCCAGUGCCCGUCUGGUUACGUUGGUAACGGUAGCGUCUGCAAAGAGGUCGUUCGCCAGGAAGGCAACUUCCUGCUCCUCAAUCAAGGAAUGGCCACUUUAAAAAUACCGAUGGAGCCCACGAGGAGGGACCCCGGCAAACCGAUCCAGAUCAAACUGUUUCAGACAGCAGUCGGGUUGGAUAUAGACUGCACGGAAGGGAGAGUGUACUGGAGUGACAUUAGUGGACGGGCUAUAAGAAGCGCGACGUACAACGGCAGCGACAAGGCUGAUUUCGUAGUAAACUCGAUCGGUUCUCCCGAGGGCUUAGCCGUCGACUGGGUGUCACGUAAUAUCUACUGGACGGAUUCGACGUUAGACACUGUCGAGGUCGCAAAUCUGGACUCGAAGAGACGCAGAACGCUGUUCAAAACGGACCUGGUGAACCCCAGGGGUAUAGCGGUGCACCCGCAACGCGGAAAGAUCUUUUGGUCCGAUUGGGACAGGACGCGUCCGAAGAUCGAGUGGGCGAACGCGGACGGUACCGACAGGAGGAUAUUCCUCGAAGCACCGUUCGUGUCGCUUCCCAAUUCUUUGACCGUCGACUACGAAACCGAACAGCUAUGCUUCGCAGACGCGGGUACCAAGAAGAUAGAGUGCGUGCAAAUAGACACGAAACAAACCCAGACCAUAGCGGUAAACUGCACUUACCCGUUCGGUAUCGCGGUCACAGACCGCGAAGUGUACUGGUCGGACUGGAUAUCCAAGAAAAUCGAACGAGUCGACAAGUAUAACCUCAAACGUUUGCCUUCGUUGACGGUACCGUUAGGCGGAUCCGGGAACAAACUUUUCGGUUUGGUAGCAGUACCGAAUUCCUGUCCAAGACAGGCUAACGUUUGCGAGUACAGCCGGUGUUCGGAAGAACGAAUUUGUUUGCCGAACGGUUCGGGCUCGAGAAGUUGUUUGUGUUCGUACAGGGUCGACGCACCCGAGGAAGAACCCACCACUUGUACCCUUUAGUUAAAUAGAAGUUCUUUUUUUAUAUUAGCGUUUUUAGUAAUAUAUCAGUGUGUUUGGAAGGUACUGUGCUUCAUUUACCAGCGCUGGAUUUGCAAUCCCAU
Messenger RNA from Cylas formicarius (sweet potato weevil), 4116 nucleotides. Its product is annotated as nidogen. Lineage: Eukaryota; Metazoa; Arthropoda; Insecta; Coleoptera; Brentidae. The record is from RefSeq and is a predicted model, not a curated record. Bases 41 to 4015 code for a protein of 1324 amino acids. The transcript is spliced from 14 exons. Gene Ontology annotation, biological process: cell-matrix adhesion. Gene Ontology annotation, molecular function: calcium ion binding.